Eucalyptus grandis is the source of this 660-nucleotide messenger RNA. RefSeq names its product glutamic acid-rich protein-like. The coding region runs from base 1 to 660 and encodes 219 amino acids. NCBI's taxonomy places the organism in Eukaryota, Viridiplantae, Streptophyta, Magnoliopsida, Myrtales, Myrtaceae. The record is from RefSeq and is a predicted model, not a curated record. The transcript has 3 exons.
AUGGAGGAUUUGGGAAUUGCUCCCAGAGGAAGGGCUGAGGAAGCACUUGCGAACAUUCCAAGUGACCCUCGUGAACGACAGGAGAAAGGAAAAGAAGCAGAGGGAGAAGAACAUAGAGAAGUAGAGGAGAAAGAAAAGAAAGAAAGAGAAGCCAAGGAGAAGGAAGUUGAAGAAGAGGAAGAAGCAGACAAAGAAAAGUCUGCCGAUGAAGCUGGAGAGGAAGGCAAUCAAGACUCUGCUGAGCAUGACCAUCACUCUUCCCCAAAUGAGGCCUUAGAAGCAGGGGGAGAUGGCGAGAAAGGAAGGACUACACCUGUCCACAGUGAAGGUAUGAGUCGCUCGCAAGCAAAUCCAGAAGAUAUUCAGGCUUCUCAAAUGCCUGAUGAAGGACAUGACACCUCAACGCCAAAUCUGCGCGAUUACACCAAAGUUCCAUCGUCUGCUUUUGCGCCAUCCGAUAGAGCAAAUGCCAACAAACAGACGGACAAUACAGCAGAUUUUCUUGAUCCUCUGAAAAUGCAAGGUCAAAUGUACGCUUUGGAAUUUUGUCUUGAGUAUGAUUUGAGUGUGGUGGACUUGGUGAAAUUGACUGACUUGGGUGUGGAUUUGAAAUUGACUGUUGCAUUUACAUCAAGUGUUCUUUUAUGGCUUUACUCAUGA